AUGCGUCUGAUCAAUGUGAACACACUCCUACUGGAGGAGUUCAUGGGCCGGUGCCCCCAGUACGCAACUCUAUCUCACACUUGGAAUGGCACGCAGGAGAUAAGUUUCAAGGAGUGGCAGAAACAACAUGUCGCCAAAUCCAAAGAACAGAGGUACGCCAAAAUACUCGAGGCUUGUCGGUUGACACGUGAAUUCGGCCUCGAGUACCUGUGGGUUGAUACGAACUGUAUCGACAAGGAAAGCUCUGCCGAGCUCUCAGAGGCAAUCAACUCAAUGUUCAACUGGUAUCAAGAAUCGGCUGUUUGCUUCGCUUAUCUCGAAGACCUUGACUUUGAGGAUACCAGUUUGCCGGAAAGCUCAGGCGACGGUAUCUCAAGUCAACAACGACGUUGGCGAUCUGAACUCGCUCGUAGUCGUUGGUUCACCCGCGGCUGGACAUUGCAAGAACUCUUGGCCCCGAGGCGAAUGUACUUCUUUGACAAGAGCUGGAGGAUCCUAGGAUCGCGGCAAGACUUUGCGCCUGAAAUUUCAAACAUCACCGGAAUAAGAAACGAGUACAUUUCCGGCGCCAAGUCAGUCUUGGACGCGAGCAUCUCGGAGGUAUUCUCCUGGCUGGCGGGCCGAGAGACGACACGUUCCGAAGACAUGGCGUACUGUGUGCUGGGACUCCUCGGUCUCAACAUGCCGUUACUAUACGGCGAGCGUUCGGCGGCGUUUAUACGCCUCCAGGAGGAGUUGAUCCGCAUCUCGGACGACCAGACAAUCUUCUGUUGGACGUGGGAUCAUACGAUCCCACAUGACUGGAGUAGUCUACUCGCACCAUCGCCUUCGGUCUUCAAGGGCGGCGACCGUUUCUUCUGCGGGUCAGAGACCGACGAGUCUCUUGUCGGAUGGAGCAUGGCCACGUCGUACUCGAUGACCAACGUAGGUCUGCGCAUCCGCCUGCCCACGCUCAAGAUGUCCGGUCUAGAUCUUGCUGUGCUGAACGUAUCCGAGAGGAGAAGCGAAGCAGGAGAAGAAGACCCAAGCACAGGCCGUGUUUGCAUCCCUCUUCUGACGAGCAAUUAUGUCGGAACUUCAGAUGGCGUCUCGUCACUGAUUGACGGUUCUGCGGUCGGCGCUCAACGAUGGCCGAUACCCGCACGACCCAUAGCUCUCUAUGAGUUGAGGAACAUAUACCCCUCCAGCCUACAAGAGUUCUGCAUUCAUCCACUGCAACGGAACGCUGAAUUGUUGAAGUACGCUAUUUCACUCUGGUAUAAAGGAAAGCCUGGGCACGGAGCAUCGCAGAUGAUUAUGCCAAUCAUCGAGACACGAAAAGCACCACGAUUUCACAUAGAAGUCGGCUCGACCGACCAGAGUUCCGUGACCUCACAGCAUGCAAAACAAUCUGAGCAUUUCUAUGUCAACUCGACCGGCCAGGCGCCCUUCAACACACCAUACAGAGGCCUUGUCCCGCUCUUUAUAAGACGGCGUGGAACACUCGGAGUUGAGCUACAGUUGAACAUCGGAGACGGCCGCGUCGAGAGAGUCGUUGUCGGGGUCCACGCUGCGGCUGAAGAAUAUUUUCCUCGGGAGAAGGGAAACGACGAUUGGUUUUGUUACUUCAAAGACGAAGAGUCGAAGCGGGCAAUCUCGGGAGAGUGGUCUUGUAACAUGGCAUGCUCACCGGAUAGGACCAUCUUUGUGCAUCUGGGUCGACGUACGAUACAGUUACCUCACGGCGUGGUGGCGAGGCCGGUGUAUAUUUCCUUCUUGCCGUCUCCUUCUCUGCUGGAAAAGAUGUUUGAUCGAUUGGGACUCUGGAAAAAUGCGGAUGUCAUACACAAUGCUGUGCAUCGCAAAAUGUUGAGCUGGCCAUGGGAUGUUGGUGACCUUUAG
Colletotrichum paranaense is the source of this 1881-nucleotide messenger RNA. Its product is annotated as HET domain-containing protein. The coding region runs from base 1 to 1881 and encodes 626 amino acids. The record is from RefSeq and is a predicted model, not a curated record. Lineage: Eukaryota; Fungi; Ascomycota; Sordariomycetes; Glomerellales; Glomerellaceae. The transcript has a single exon.